CAAGUUAAGGGAGACUGCCUCGCAGGAAAAUGUGAAAAGAUCUCUUUUGAUGAGCAACAACAUGCCAAGCAGAACCAAGAGCUUGUUGGCCGUGUUUUCCACAAUUCUGUUACGUCAAACCCAGUUCAGUGUUACUUAUGGUGUAUUAACGACUGUCGAUGUUUGUCGAUAAACUACAAAGUCAAGGACGAAACCAAAUAUUGCGAGUUGAACGAAGGCAACCAUUUUACUGAAAAGAAAUCUUUUGUAAACAAUCCAGGAUCUAUUUACUAUAUACUGCGAAGAGAAACCUUCACUAAGGUACCAAAUUUUAUAGUUUUAAAAGCUGUUUUUACGGUGCAUGAUCGUUAGUCCAGCUGGGAUAUGUGACAUCUAAAUCUUUUUUGGAUAUAUUUUUAAUCGUCUUGGUUCUAUCAAAAUUCUCUUAAAUAGAAAUUGACGAUAGAUUACAAAAAAUCACCACAAUAAAAAACCAAUGUAUUAUGAUAAACUUCUUAUUGCUGUCAAAAUUGUUCUGCCGCGUGGAUGCUGAUCCUAUCUACGACAUUAUUUUAUGUUAACUCAUUGUUUACCUUAAACCCGAGAUAACAGCUGCGGAAAAAGACGUUAAAUUUUUAACGUAGUUUACAAAACAGAAAACUCAAAAUUUGAAAAAAAAAACCUUAGUAUUGGUCCUUAGUUGCAAGAUACGUACGUCUUUUAUUCAAGUCUAAAGGAUUAUGAAAUUUUCUAUUGAAAAGAGUAGUGAUUUAUUCGGUUUAAAACAUAUCAAAGUGGAAUCAAAACAAUUAUCUUGAGAUUCAAAAAAUUAGAAGGAUAUAUAAGAAAAUCUGUGUUCUCCGUGAAUUCGAACGUCACCUACUUCGCAGUGCUGAAAUGCUGAAAAAUCUUUGAAAUAAAACUUAUUGACUCUUGCAAGAUAAAAUGUAAUCCACUCCUAAAACUCUUGCUUCGCUGAUUUUAGAGAUUAUUUCUCAUUCGGUGAUCUCUCUUGGUAGUCUGAGUGUAACAUUGAAAAAAGAUAGUGCGAUGAAAUAUAAAAAACCCUCCUAGUAUGGGAGAUUUCAGGGAAAUUAAAAGGUAAUCUGCUUGCAAGUUUGAUGAUUUUUAUGUAACAUUAAAAAAAAGGAUCAUAAUGAUAAAAUAAAAGAAUAAUUUGCAUUUUAAUAAAUUUUUGUAAAUAAGGCUCCUAAUGUUCCAUGUGCCACUGACGUCACAUGUAGCAACGGCUGCUGCGGGAACAAACCGUGUCUCAAUGGAGGAACCUGCACUGAGGUCUGUGAGCCCACAAGUGUUCGGUACAACUGUUCCUGUCCUGUACCGUUUGUUGGUAAACACUGCGAGAUUCAGCUGAGAAGAAGCUGUCAGGAUUAUAAAGCAGCCAGGUUCACCACCUCUGGAUUGUACACCAUCACUGAUGACAGAAACCAAACUUUUCAAGUAUUCUGUGAUUUUGAUUCAGAGCCUGGGUUCGCUUGGAACCUGAUUGAGUCAUUCAAUUUGUCCAAUAACCACCUUUUUAAGGUAAUUUUUGUAAAGAUUUUAAAGCCAUAAAGAAAUAUACCUUGUACGUUCUCGUCUACAGAAAAUAACGAGGAUGAGAAAAUUAAGUACCACUCUCGCUAAGAGCGGUCUACUCAACUUCCCGUCGGAAAAAAGUUUUCUUUUAUUUUUUGCCCAUGAAAAGGGUUUAGGACACAUGUUUCAAAAAUAGUUUAGUUGUUCUCCAAUUCUCUUUUUUUGCGUCGCCACAAGCCAAAAAUGAUUUUUGGCCAGACCAUCCCUGUGGACAGCGAUCGAAAGUGUAAAUUUCAAAGAUUUUGUCCAGCGCGCAGCGACUGCAACAAUGUAGCUAACGGAAUUCUACCUUGCUACAAGUUACAAGGCGUAUUCAGUUAGUUCACAGACAAAAUAUGGAAACUUUAUCUGAAAUAUUUUUCAUACCAGCGUGAUCAGAGGAGACCCUUCUCUUCGAACUUAAUUUGCAUAUCAAAAACUCACUACUUUGUACGAAAGAAUUCUCAAAAUGCAGGCGUUAAUCGGGCUGAAAAAGCAUAUCAGUGCAUAGUUUAUACACCAAUGAGGUCACAAAUUGCCUCAAACCCGCGGGUAUAUCUCUAGCUUCCAUCCACCAACUUCUUAAAAACAACGCAAAUCCAUGUGUUUGCUCAAUUGCGUACUAACUUUUUCAGCCCGAGGUGGUCUGGCCAAAAAUCAUUUUUGGCUUGUGGCGACGCAAAAAAAGAGAAUUAGAGAACAACUAAACUAUUUUUGAAACAUGUGUCCUAAACCCUUUCCAUGGGCAAAAAAUAAAAGAAAACGUUUUUCCGACGGGAAGUUGAGUGGACCGCUCUUAGCGAGAGUGGCACGUAAGAGCCCUCAAAAAUGAAAUGCCUUCAUUUUGAAUUUUUUUCUUCGUAAGUUAAGUUCGUCUGUCUUCCUAAAAGCUUUCGUCACUAAUGAUGUCUUCGAAUAAUUCUGUCAACAAAAGAAAUCUUGUUUAUACAUAAUAACUAUCCAGACUCAAGUGCCAUCAGCAGUAAUACCUCAAAUUGAGAAGGGUACGUUAUAAAAAGUUCAGCCUAUAACUUUUGUUUCAAGCUGCUAGAAUCUUAAGUUCAGGAAUAUGAUAGUGAUCUUUACCAACUGAAGUUCAUAUUUUCUGUCUGCAGCUGAUCGUAUUUUACGGUGAUUACCAAGCCAUCAGCGGUGAUGCCCCAAAUUGGCAGGCCUACCUCAUGGAACGACCCUACCUCCUUUGGCUCAGAGAUCACUCGACUCACUGGAGAGCUACUUGCCGAUACGAGACAGAUGGCACCGUACGUACAGAUUACCUGAGAGCCUCGCUUGAAGACUUCGACAUCAUUAGACAAGUACCCAUAGUGACCGAUGACUGUCGACCUUACGAAUAUGUGAACAUCCGGGGAAAUGAGUGUGUGAAUUGCACAGCGAGAACCUGGUAUAAAAAAGGACUUCAUCCUUUCCAUAUCGAUAGUUUCCACCAGAAUGGCUGUGAUUCCAGUGGAAGCAUUUCAAACCAAGCCGUAUACAGCGAGGACAACUUUGGUUUCUAUGACGUGGUCAAUCCCAAAUUUCGAUGUACUUCAAGCCUAAAUGCAACGACUCAGUUCUGGAUUGGAGGCACUUUAUGA
Messenger RNA from Pocillopora meandrina, 3152 nucleotides. The record is from the annotation of a GenBank genome assembly. Lineage: Eukaryota; Metazoa; Cnidaria; Anthozoa; Scleractinia; Pocilloporidae.